AUGACUUCCCGGACUCCCAGCUUUAUAGCUCCGCUUAGCAAUGACCAUGGACCUUCCGCUGUUACGAAUCCUGUCUUCGAGCUCGCCAGACAGGAUACAGCGUCGUCUACCGGCAGCGCAACUCAGUUGCCUCCAGGCUAUUGGGCAAUGAACCUCAGUGGAAACUGUCCCAGCUGCCAUCACCACCACAGAUCUCUUCGUAUGCGCGUCCGCGUAUCAGGCGACUCUACUCAAUUCGGCAAUGUUCACUGCGAAAAGUGCCACAGGCUGUGGUUAGCCUUUGGACAAAUCAAUACUACACGCCUCUCCCUGUUGUCUACCAUGAGUAUAGAGCCACCACCCCUGGAGUCUGAGUUUCGCGCUGCCCUCAUUCAUAUUAUACGAGCUGCUACUCCCAUUGCCGCAUUGUCGCCCACUCUCACAGCGAUCCCAGAAGCGACCUCGUCUGUUCCAUCGCGAGAGACAUCUGUCCGCUCAACCACUCGUGUUGGCCUUCACGGGCCCCCAACAACAACUGAGAAUGAACCUGGAUUAACACCUAUGGCUCUUAUCGAAAGUGUGUCUGGAUUGCGCAAUGCCAAGACUCAUACAGAACAUAGGCAGACACAAAAGAGCAACCGUUUUGGUGCCAAAGGUUCUCACUUUCUGCGCCAUAUCAAGCAGAGAAUUGUUUCGAAGCUGCCCAAUCGUGGCUCAUGGUUUGUUAGGAAAAAAUCCAUGCCAGAGCAGCAUCAAGGAGCGCACGAGUCUUUGACUACCAACGUCCAACCUCCUUCAUUGCACUCCACAGCCUGUGACGACAAUACAAACUCAUCCGUAACACUCGAAACUGGACCUGUAGCCAAUCCACCUAAUAUCUGCGAUGGAGCAAGUACCUCUGCCGAUGCGUUAGCUUCUCUCAAAGCCCUGGACCCACACGUAUUGCAGCCUUUGCCUGCUCAUCAGCUGUUCGAAUGGGGCCGUGAACAAAUCACAGGGUUCAAAGCGCUUCCGGAUUGUCCAACGAACCCGCCUGCUAUGGUCGACAACGAGACUCAGAUUAGUGUCCCAGAUUGUUUGCAAUUGACUCUGGAUCCUUACUCUCAACGUCGUUUCUCUUUGGCCCAUAUAGGUGGCUGGCUUGGUAGCGACGAGCACUUGGACUCAAUUCGUGGGAGUAACGCUACAAUCGCUACACACCCCCUCAGUAUAAGCGAAACUCGGUUUUCAGAAGCUGAAACUAUCGCCGAAACCACGCGUGGAUCCCGAGAGCACCGCCCCCAUUCUCUCAACUUGGCUAUGCAGGCCAAUUUGAACAGAGCAGAGGUUCGCAGAUCAAUCGAGUCGACCACUACCGGCGGUGCUGUCAGAAGUAUAGCUACAGGGAGGCGUGCCGACAAUGUUCUACCGCGUACAUCGAUGCACCGAACAUCAUCAGUCUAUGAUACGGAGCCUCCAACUCCCCGCCAAGUUCGGUUCGAAGAUGAGAGAGAGUCUGAGAGCGAUCACGAGGACCACCACUCGCUCCCCGAGUCGCCCCGAACACCCUUUACGACAGCAUAG
Molecule: messenger RNA, 1542 nt
Organism: Pyrenophora tritici-repentis Pt-1C-BFP
Lineage: Eukaryota; Fungi; Ascomycota; Dothideomycetes; Pleosporales; Pleosporaceae
Source: RefSeq, a predicted model, not a curated record